AUGGUGGCGCAUGCUCCAUCCCGAUGCGGUGAUUCUGGCCGGCGUCCCCGGCGUCGGCCGGGGCCUCGUCGCUGAAUAUUUCCACGGUCAUCGAGUCUUCUUCUAGUUCCGCAUUCCUCGCUCCUGGUAUCCAAACGCCCGCAUGCCCCUCAACUCCAAACUACCAUCUGCUUCUGGCGACGACAGCCAGCCUGCUGCGAUGUCUUCCUCGUCUGGCGCAUCCCGCUCACCGCUGCGUACCCCGAGCACCAGUUCUGAACCUGGCCUGGCUAUUCCGUUCGAGCAACUCUCCUUGCAUGACGAGCAACAUCUUAUGAAGCACCAUCGCAUCGCUUACGACCAUUCACACGCACCACACGACCCGUCCGUCGGCAAUGAACACAAUCAAAACAGACCGUACGUCGACGAGAGCAUGAUCCGCGGGAUUGCGCAGAAUGGGCAGGAGAAGGGGACGGGGAGAACUGCCGAGGAUAACGUUGUUAACAGUCGGGCGAAUGUCGCCCGUGUCGCAAAGACGACGCCGUCAGAUUUGUGUUACCAGCCUGUCAUGCGCGCGUGCAACCGGUGCUCCCGGUUGCCGGCAGGUCGCUUUGAGGGCUCUACUGGUUGUCUGUCACAGUGGAGAGAACGGAGGGAGGAGGCAGAGCAGCGUGGGAGGGAAGACUGACGGCAACUCAUAUGGAAUUGGCUUUUGGCUCUGCGUGUUCUUAUCAGACUCGCGGAGUACGCGAGCGGAGUGUUCUUCACCUUGGCAUGUACCUUGCCGUUGCCGUCAUCACCGGCACAUCCCCCGACACCACGAGGCCAAUCGCUUUUUCGACAGCAGUUUUGUUUUUGCAUUUGUUUGUCGCACACAUGCCCCCACGGCCGCGCAACGGC
Laetiporus sulphureus 93-53 is the source of this 879-nucleotide messenger RNA. RefSeq lists its product as uncharacterized. NCBI's taxonomy places the organism in Eukaryota, Fungi, Basidiomycota, Agaricomycetes, Polyporales, Laetiporaceae. Bases 143 to 667 code for a protein of 174 amino acids. The record is from RefSeq and is a predicted model, not a curated record. The transcript is spliced from 2 exons.